This is a messenger RNA of Gallus gallus (chicken), 3704 nucleotides long. RefSeq names its product CRK like proto-oncogene, adaptor protein (gene CRKL). Gene Ontology annotation, molecular function: protein binding. NCBI's taxonomy places the organism in Eukaryota, Metazoa, Chordata, Aves, Galliformes, Phasianidae. The transcript has 3 exons. The record is from RefSeq and is a predicted model, not a curated record. The coding region runs from base 484 to 1395 and encodes 303 amino acids. Gene Ontology annotation, biological process: positive regulation of ERK1 and ERK2 cascade.
GCCGCCAUUUUGGUGCUCGGCUCUGAGAGGGGAGGGAAGCCGUAGAAGAAAGCGGGAGCCCGGCGCUUUGCCCCUCCCGUUCCCCCUCGUCCGACGCUGAGGCACCGUAGCGGGAUACUCUCGCCACCUUCUCGGGCCGCCCAUCCUUGCCGCCCGCCGCCGCUCCUCGCAGCCCGCCCGGGCCUGAGAGAGGCGGGAAGGAUGCUGCCCCGCACACCGCGCCGCUGAGCACAUCGGGGCCCUGAGCGCCGCGCCUGGCCGGCCCCGCCCGGCAAUCCUCGGGCCUCCGCCUCAGCGGCACGGUGCUUCCUUCUCCGCAUCCCCCGUCCCCGGGCCGCCCAUCCGCCGGGCUGGGCGCUUCCUCCUCGCCCCCGGCCCCGCCGCCUGCCCGUCCGGGCCUUCCCCUCCCCGGCUCUCUUCCCGCAGGGCCUCCGGGCUCUUGGCCUUCUUCCUCCCCUCCCUCGCCCUUCCCCGCCCGGAGCCAUGUCCUCCGCCGCCCGGUUCGAUUCGUCGGACCGCUCCAGCUGGUACGUGGGCCCGGUGUCGCGGGCGGAGGCGCAGACGCGGCUGCAGGGGCAGCGGCACGGCAUGUUCCUGGUGCGGGACUCGUCCACCUGCCCGGGGGACUACGUGCUCUCGGUGUCCGAGAACUCCCGGGUGUCCCACUACAUCAUUAACUCCUUGCCCAACCGCCGCUUUAAGAUCGGCGAUCAGGAGUUCGAGCACCUGCCCGCCCUGCUGGAGUUCUACAAGAUCCACUACUUGGAUACCACCACCCUCAUCGAGCCCGCGCCCAGGUAUCCAAGUCCACCAAUGGGAUCUGGAUCUGCCCCUGCUAUGUCUGCUGCCGAAGAAAACGUGGAAUAUGUUCGGACUCUCUAUGACUUUCCUGGCAAUGAUGCUGAGGAUCUCCCAUUUAAAAAGGGCGAAAUACUGGUAAUUGUAGAGAAGCCAGAAGAACAGUGGUGGAGUGCCAGAAACAAGGAUGGUCGGAUUGGGAUGAUUCCUGUUCCUUAUGUAGAAAAGCUAGUCAGAUCUUCUAUUGGGAAGCAUGGGAACAGAAAUUCCAACAGUUACGGUAUUCCAGAACCCGCCCAUGCUUACGCUCAGCCUCAGACCACAAGUCCCCUUCCCACAGUAUCCAGUACACCCGGAGCAGUGAUCAAUCCUCUGCCAUCCACGCAGAACGGACCAGUCUAUGCCAAAGCUAUCCAAAAGAGAGUACCCUGUGCUUAUGACAAGACUGCACUGGCAUUAGAGGUUGGAGAUAUUGUGAAGGUUACAAGGAUGAAUAUAAACGGUCAGUGGGAAGGAGAGGUCAACGGUCGAAAAGGGCUCUUCCCAUUCACACAUGUCAAAAUAUUUGACCCUCAAAACCCAGAUGAGAACGAAUGAUUCCCUUGAUCUGAUUUACACUGCUGCUUCCCUUUCCUGGCUCUCAUUAGUGUUGUUUGAGGUGGGAUGAUGGCUAAAUGGCACAUUGCUAGCAUUGCCCAUUUUUCCAGCUUGCUGCAGUUUGACAGUUCUUUUAAUACACGUUUGGAAUACAUACAACUGAAGUCACUGCCUGACCUUCAUACCAUAGAUACAUCAACCAGAAUUUGGUUUCACUUUUAAAACUGUAUUGGGCCUUAAGCUGGAGAAGACUGAAGCAUAUAGCAGACAAGCACGGGAAGAAAGCCCUUCUUGAGACUUCCAUGGACUUGUUCUGGCCUGCUCAGUAGGAAGAGCCCUAUCUUAGAGCAAACAUGCAACUCAUCUGUUACUGUCCAACAAAAAGCAACAACAAAAAUGCAAUUUUAGGACUGAAGAAGACUUAGUUUUAAGAGAACCUGCCCUAAGGUAGUACACUUACAAUGAUGGUCUCUUCAAAGGACAUUAAUUGAAGCUUAUGUAUUCUAAGCAGUUGCAUUAGAGGCUGCUCAUUUCUGUUAACUCUUAAGCUUGUUGUUGACCUUCCUGAAAGUGUGUGUUAAAUACAGAUAACCAUUGAUUGAGCUGCGUUGAAGCUGAGGCAUUUAUUUAUAAGGAAACUUAGGAGGGGUUCACACUCGUAACCCAUUUUUUACAUACUUAAAAGUAUUUCUGUUGAUUUUGCAAGCACUAACUGUAGUAAGUGAGCUUUAAAGGGAAACACUUUGGCCUGUUCUACACAAAGCCCUUCUGCAGUGUUGGAAGUAGAGCUUUACUAACAUAGUAGUGCUUGUCACCAAGCUGUUAUUUGGUAGGCAGAUGGAUCAGAUUGCCACAGCAUGAAGAAGUACAAAAGGAACAGGACAGAAGACCUUGGUAAAUACUGAUAAAAUCCUAUUAUUUAAACACAAGCCUUUUACACCUAUUUCUCUUUAGGCUCCCUUAUCACUCCCAAGUUUACUGGUUAUACCCGCCCCAACUUGCUGAAGAUAUUGAACACAGUACCUUUUUCUCCAGGGCAUCUCCACGUUGCUGUGCUCCUCUUCCAGAAUUGCUUUCUUUUCUCCCCUCAUAUCACAAAUCUCUUGCAUGCUGCAAUCUUUGCCCUUCUAAAGGAGUUGGCUCUGGCUUAUAAAUGCCCCAGACCCCUCCUACUCCUAGCAUCCUCUACAAAAUGGUUAAUUGGAGUCAGCUGCCAAGGUUUUCCCACCUGGUAAUUAAAGUUCAGGCUGGAGGAGGCCACACAGGUGUUUGUUAUCAGUACAGCUUUCUCUCCCCUUUUCUGUACAUAAGCUGUACUGUUGUAAUUGCACCUUUGGUAGGGAACUAUAUGGCUGUAGCUGUGUGAGUAUUAUCAAUGCCAUACAGGUCAAGCCCUUGGACUGUUUACAGGAUAUGAAAGCUUAGGUACAGUAGUAUCUUCUGCCUUCUUUAGAUGUGUUUUCUAGGUGAACUGGAAUGUGCUUUUUAAAUGAUUUGAGCACCGAUUUAACAGAAUACAGCCUGGAUAAAGAAAAAUAUCUGCUGCAGAAAACCAGGAACAUCUGACAGGAAAACAGUAGUGCCCCAAUGCAUUCAUUUUUUACCAUUUGAAGCUGUCCAUUGUAGCAAAAAGAGAAACUUCAGACACCUGCAAAACCCUACUGCUUCUGAUAAAUGUCAGUGUUAUCGUUGUCUUCAGUUCCAAUGCAUUUUCUUGUUGAUUGUGUCACUUGAUCCGCGUUAAAGUACAUUGUUCUCACUCAGCUGAAAGUGCCAUGAGGUCCUUGAAUGGAAGACACUGAAGAAGUGUAAGAAUGGCAUUUCCAACAAGGGAUGUAAAAUGCUGUUGUGUUUGUUUUUUUUUUUAAAAAGAAACUCUCGGUUCAUCUGUUAGUUAUCUUUUGUAGUACUAAUCAAGUGGCUGACAGUCUAGAAGUUCUUGUAGAGCAUUUUACUACCAAAUUAACUGUGAAGUAGAGUAGCAUUGACUGAAGUGUUUGGUGCUGUAAGAGUAAUAAUUCUUGACAAUAGGCAUCGACAGGUUGUCUUGCAACGAAAAGCUAUGCAGCUCUCUUAACUAAAGGAGGUCCUGAGUUUCUGUGCCCCAACUCCACCUGUACGUUUACUACAUGGAUUGUACUACUGAAAGUCAUCUUGUGAAUACAGCAGCUGCACUAAGCUCGGUCUGCUGCAGAGAAACCUUACUUCAGACGUGCCCUAUUUCCGGGCAGCUCUUCAGACUGGUUGUGGAAUUCCUCCUUUGCAUGUCCAAGUCCGUAAAUAAAUACUGUGAGAUUUGAGAUCUUGAA